UUGCAAAUUCAAAAACAAAAAAUCUAGAUCAGGUGAAUAUUACCAGGGACGACGCGAUUUAUCGAUCCACCGGUGAGAGACGCCGGAGUUUUGUCACCCGCCGCGAAGAGAAUAAUAUCUUCUUUUUCCGAUGUAUUGGUGAAGUAGCGUCGAGAGGGGAUAAAUAAAUAAUGAUGGAAGUGGAAGGAUCGAGCACUCCGAUGAAUCGUGCUCCUGAUCAAUCCUCCUUCUUACGAUCCAGACGAUCUAAAGCUCUGUAUCAGUUUAAGCAGCAGAAACUCCCAGCUUGUAAGCCAGUCUUAACACCAACAUCGGUUAUAACAGUGUUUUUACUGAUGGGUUUUGUUUUCAUUCCCAUUGGCCUUAUUACUCUUCGUGCUUCUCGUGAUGCUACUGAGAUUAUAGAACGGUAUGAUGUUGAGUGCAUUCCUGAAGAAUAUAAAACCAACAAACUGUUGUAUAUAACUGAUUCGUCGAUCCCUAAGAAUUGUACGCGGUACUUGAAGGUAAAAAAGUAUAUGAAAGCUCCUAUUUUUAUCUACUACCAGCUCGAUAACUACUAUCAAAACCACCGCCGGUAUGUAAAGAGUAGAAGUGACCAGCAACUGUUACAUGGACUUGAGUAUAGCCACACAAGUUCUUGUGAACCCGAGGAGUCAUCUAAUGGUCUUCCGAUUGUUCCUUGUGGUCUGAUAGCUUGGAGUAUGUUCAAUGAUACAUUUGUGUUUGCUCGUGAAAGAACAAAACUAAAGGUGAGCCGGAAUAACAUUGCGUGGAAGAGUGACCGCGAGCACAAGUUUGGAAAAAAUGUUUAUCCUCUCAAUUUCCAGAAUGGAACUUUGAUUGGCGGAGCGAAGUUGGAUCCAAAAAUCCCACUAAGUGACCAAGAGGACUUUAUCGUGUGGAUGCGAGCAGCUGCUUUGCUAAGCUUCCGAAAGUUAUAUGGAAGAAUUGAAGAGGACCUGGAACCUGGAAACGUUGUUGAAGUAAAUUUGAUGAACAAUUACAACACUUAUAGCUUUAGUGGGCAGAAGAAGCUUAUUCUUUCCACAUCAAAUUGGUUAGGAGGAAGAAAUGAUUUCCUCGGCAUCACCUAUAUUGUCGUUGGUUCUUCUUCCAUAGUCAUAUCCAUCAUCUUCAUGUUGCUCCAUUUGAAAAAUCCGAGGCCUUAUGGUGACAAUUCUUGGAACAAGAAAAGCCUUUCGAGUUGAGAAGCUGUUACAUUCUUUCUCAGACAUAUUCUGAUCCCAGGUUCAUAUAUAUUUCCUACAUACUCAAGAGCUGUACUUUGUCUCUAUAUAGAUAAUCAUUUAGAUAUAAAGGAGUAUAUAACCUCUCUGUGAGCCUAUAGUUCUAGAAAACUGAUAAGGUUCCUCCGUUUUCUCUAUGACCCUUGUGUGUUCGAUUUUGGGGUUCUACAGAUUAGACAAAAAGAUAAUUGUUUGACCCUUCUUUUACUCUUAAACCUCUAAUGUGAUGGGUUUAUUUGGGUAUAUCUGUUUUUAGAGCCUCUAAGUUUAGCAAAUCUAAGAAAAGCAUUAUAGAGAAUGCAUCACUGGCGAUCUGCAAACCUUACAUUUAUUUUCAUCCAUAUCCCGAAAAAUCCUCAUUUUUUCUUCUCAAUUUUCCAUAUUUGCCACCUUAAGUCUCUGUAUUUAAGCUCUCUCUCAUUUGUCUCCUUCACAUCAUAUGCACAUCUAAGUUCUCCAAUUGAAAGAUCUUUCAUUCAUCAAGUCAAAAGCAUCUUUCAAUCUUCCUCUGCCCUCCUCACUCGUAAAAGAUCCAUUUUUUCUUUCUCAAACUAAACCCGUGUUUUCCUUCUGCUGCAUUGGAUUGUUGUCAGGGAAAAGAGAACUGGGUGAAAGAAAAAAAAAAUGGCCAAGGAAAUGAGGUUCGUUCAAACAUGGGGAGAGGUAGCACCAAGGCUUAUUGCAUCUCACCAGAAACAACAACAGCAAUUCUCAAACUUGCCAAAGCUUGAGACAAUUUUUGAAGAAGGAUGUUGCGUCGACAGUCUUUCUGUUAGGGCGCCGAAGCGGAUUGUAAUCUUUCUUCCUCUUGCUCUCUCAAUGAUUUUGUACAUGGUGUUGCACAGGAGUAUCAUAGGUUAUUGAUUUGACUCUGUCUAUCGGUAUUGAGACAUUUUAAUGUGUGAUGAUGAGAAUGUUCAGGGAGAGAUUGGAAAUGUUGUUAAUGGUGGAAAGUUAAUGACAAAAUCUCUAUGUGAAUAUAGGUCAAGAUUUGUAAUCUUAUUACUGAUUCUGAUUCAUUUAAUUGAAUAAACUCUGUUGAGUUCCAGACAAAAAUAUAAGCUUUAGUUCGGA
Capsella rubella is the source of this 2324-nucleotide messenger RNA. RefSeq names its product putative ALA-interacting subunit 2. The record is from RefSeq and is a predicted model, not a curated record. NCBI's taxonomy places the organism in Eukaryota, Viridiplantae, Streptophyta, Magnoliopsida, Brassicales, Brassicaceae. The transcript is spliced from 8 exons. Gene Ontology annotation, cellular component: plasma membrane; endoplasmic reticulum; Golgi apparatus. The coding region runs from base 171 to 1211 and encodes 346 amino acids.